Molecule: messenger RNA, 1255 nt
Organism: Exaiptasia diaphana
Lineage: Eukaryota; Metazoa; Cnidaria; Anthozoa; Actiniaria; Aiptasiidae
Product: histone-lysine N-methyltransferase PRDM9
Exons: 5
Coding region: 10-1113 (367 amino acids)
Cellular component (GO): nucleus
Molecular function (GO): protein binding; histone methyltransferase activity
Source: RefSeq, a predicted model, not a curated record
UCUGAGGAGAUGAUGAYGGAUGUCUCGUUUUUUGAUGAUGAAGAUGAGAAAGAGGAAACCUACCACGACACUGGCAGUAGAUAUCCUGCYAGAAUGCGGUCCAUGACAGCAAGUUACUGCGAGGCKGAAGUACCAGAUGAUGAUCACUAUCUUUAUUGUGAAGAAUGUCAAGAUCUGUACCAUGGAGACUGUCCAGUUCACGGUGCAUUGCAGCCCUUCCCUGACAAGCCACUAGCUGCUGACCAUAACAACGACAUCAUAACAGCAGCCAGGGCGUCUUUACCCGAUUUUCUUGAGAUCAAACCAUCAAAAAUACCACACGCAGGUCUUGGUGUGUUUUGUAAAUCGGGUGUUCUGCCAGUCAGAGCAAAGUUUGGAUCGUACAAAGGCAAGAAAGUCAAACUAGAAGACAUCGCUGAUGACAUGGACACCAGUUAUAUGUGGGAGAUCAUGAAGGAUGGAAAGUUUAGUCACUUUGUCGACGGUUCAGAUGAGAAGACUGCAAAUUGGAUGAGAUUUGUGAAUUGUUCACGAUGCGAAAAAGAACAGAACUUGGUGUCAUUCCAAUAUAGAGGAGAAAUCUACUAUAGAAGUUACAAACAGAUACCGCAAGGGACAGAGUUACUGGUUUGGUAUGGUGACAAGUACGCGAAUGAUCUGGGGAUAUCUACGAAAGAUGUUGAUGAUGUUGUGGAACCAAGAAAACAGCCACAAACACAGACACAAGGACAAUCAAYAUUUCAGACUCUACUGAUCAAAGGAAACAGCACUGUAGACAAGGACCAUAAAUGUACACUGUGUGAUAAAAGACAUGACACUGCUAAAGAAUAUGAUGAACACCUACGGACACAUUGCAACAUCAAAGAUCUAGUUUGUCCUGUUUGUAAGAAAAAGAGYRCACAMAGUGGUAAUUUUGUGUCACAUCUACGAACUCACUCUGGGUAUAAACCAUAUGAAUGCAAGUAUUGUAACAAGAAAUGUACACAGCAAAGUGACCUUAAAAAACACGAACGUAUACACACAGGCAUAAAACCAUAUGAAUGCAAGUAUUGUAACAAGAAAUUUACAUGGUCCAUUAGUCUGAGAAACCAUAUAAAACACAUUCAUUCAUAGUCUUUUCAAAGAAAGAAUAUCAAUUCCUGUAAUAUUUAGGAUAGUGUUAUUUUCAAUAUAAAUGAUAAUUAUGAAAUAUAAAUUAUAAUUAUGAAUGCCAAGCAUACAUGAACGAUUUUUCAGAAAAGAUUUUUGUACAGAU